Molecule: messenger RNA, 7781 nt
Organism: Nicrophorus vespilloides
Lineage: Eukaryota; Metazoa; Arthropoda; Insecta; Coleoptera; Silphidae
Gene: cher
Product: filamin-A
Exons: 24
Coding region: 270-7553 (2427 amino acids)
Biological process (GO): actin cytoskeleton organization
Molecular function (GO): actin filament binding
Source: RefSeq, a predicted model, not a curated record
GUUUCUCUCGCAGAGUCGUCGUCGUUCCACUCUCCCGAUAAAAUUACCAUUAUUGUUACUGCUGUCCUGCGACCGGCCAUCACCAUCGUCUCUGCGGAGGAUACCCACGCGAAGGAUGCGCGCCUGAGGAGACCAUCAUUCCAGCAGGUUCGGAACAUUCUCGAAAGGUAGUUUCAAAAGGGUUAGAAGGAUAACGUUCGUACGGGCCGAAGAGAAGGUGCUCAGUUCUGGUGGUCAGAUCGCGUAGUUGCGGUAUCGGCAAAGGUAAAAUGAAUGAGAAGGGGGAACCGUCAGCCUCUGAAAGUCUCGGCAACGAUAUGAGAGAUUAUAACGAGGUCGAUGUCGACAACGACAUGGCUGCGACCGAGCGCGAGCUAGCCGAAGACGCACAAUGGAAGAAAAUACAACAGAAUACGUUCACGAGAUGGGCAAACGAGCACCUGAAGACUGUCCAGAAGCAGAUCCUGAACCUGGAGACCGACCUCAGCGAUGGCCUUCGCCUUAUCACCCUCGUCGAGGUGCUGUCCGGCCGUCGACUGCCUAAGUACAACAAGAGGCCGGCCUUCAGGUCCCAGCAGCUCGAGAACGUCUCCGUCGCCCUAAAGUUCCUCCAGGAAGACGAAGGCAUACGCAUCGUAAACAUAGAUUCCACACAUAUCGUCGAUUGUAAAUUGAAGCUGAUAUUAGGUUUAAUAUGGACGUUGAUCCUGCAUUACUCCAUAUCUCUGCCCAUAUGGGAGGGCGAAGACGAAAUGAGCAACGGUGGCUCUGGCCCUACACCCAAACAAAGACUAAUGAACUGGAUCCAAAGCAAGGUUCCGGAGCUGCCAAUUAACAAUUUCACAACAGACUGGAAUAGCGGUAAAGCCGUCGGUGCUUUGGUCGACGCUGUCGCACCAGGCUUGUGUCCAGACUGGGAGGAUUGGGAUCCUAAAGAUUCUGUGCAGAAUGCGUCUGAAGCUAUGGGGUUGGCCGAUGACUGGCUCAACGUACCGCAGCUCAUCAAACCCGAGGAGAUCGUCAACCCUAACAUCGAUGAGCAGAGUAUGAUGACUUACCUCUCCCAAUAUCCCAAUGCCAAAUUGAAGCAGGGAGCGCCCAUCAGGCCGAAGACUAACCCAAAUAGUAUACCUCCGCCUCGAGUCAGAGUUUACGGUCCAGGAAUCGAACCAACUGGACCGGUUGUCGGAGCUCCGGCUAAUUUCACUGUAGAAACCUUCUCCGCCGGUCGCGGCCCAGUUACCGUCACCGUCGAGAAUCCCAGUGGAAAGUCUGAACCUGUUGAUGUCAGAUUUAACAACGACAGGAAUUUGACCUAUUCCGUGGCUUACACUCCAUCCGCAGAAGGAAAACACAAGAUCACUGUUAAAUUCGCCGGUCGUGAGGUCGUUAAGAGCCCUUACUAUGUCCAAGUAGAAGGUCAUGCAGGAGACUCGACUAAGGUCACAGCAUCCGGACCUGGUCUGCUGGCGGAUGGUGUUUUCGUAGCAAGAGGCACAUAUUUCGAUAUCUUCACUAAAGAUGCUGGUAAAGGAGUCCCAGAGGUGGUGAUCUUGGAUCCCAAUGGUAAAAACGAUGCGAUUCCUGUGAAAGUCCGCCAAACGUCACCUGAUGUUUGGAGGUGUGAGUAUCUGGCGUCUACGAUCGGCUUACAUUCCGUGAACAUUUUCUUCGCCGGAAGAAGCAUUCCAAAUAGUCCCUUCGGAGUGAGAGUGACGCCGGUCUCAAAUGCCAAGAAAGUUAAGGCCAGCGGUAGAGGACUGCAGGCGAAGGGGGUCCGUGUCGGAGAUGAUGCCGAUUUCAAAAUUAACACAGAAGGCGCUGGAGAAGGACAAAUCGAUGUUAAUGUUAUUGGACCGGGAGGAGUCAAGGUGCCUUGUAAAAUAGAGAAAGUAGAUGGUUACAAUUACAACGCCGUUUACCAGCCGAGCAAGGAAGGAAGAUAUGUGGUUAUGGUGACGUUCGCCGGUCAGGAUAUUUAUAGGUCACCUUUUGAAGUAAACGUAGGUCCUUAUAAGGAAACGAUGAUCAGAGCUUAUGGGCCUGGUUUGACCGGCGGUGUGGUCGGUUAUCCAUCCUUAUUCGUUGUUGAAACUAACGGUGAAACUGGAGCAUUGGGCUUCAGCAUCCAAGGGCCGUCACAAGCAAAGAUUGAAUGCUUCGACAACGGAGAUGGAUCUGCAGACGUUAAAUACUACCCGACCGCUCCCGGCGAAUAUGCAGUGCACAUUCUCUGCAACGACGAAGACAUUCCAAAAAGUCCUUACAUUUCUCAGAUAUUACCCAUGACAGAUUAUUAUCCCGACAAAGUAGAAGUGUAUGGACCUGGUAUAGAACCUAAGGGCAUUCAAAAGAAUGUCCCGGCUAAAUUUACUAUUGACCCAAGGGCUGCUGGAUCAGCGCCAGUCGAUGUCAAAGUUGUUGAUGGAAAUUCAAACAGCUUGGACGUUCAACUCAUUCAAAAACCAGAUGGAACUAUCGAAGGAGUAUAUACUCCAAUCAGUGGAAACAAACAUACUGUUCAAGUAAACUACGGCGGAGUAUCUACGAAGAAUUCGCCUUAUAGAGUCCAUGUCACUGAACCAGUCGAUAGUGGGAAAGUUCAAUGUUUUGGACCCGGUCUUGAAAACGGAGUCAAAGCAAACACAAGGACUCAUUUCAAUAUCGAUGCUAGGGAAGCUGGUGAAGGUGAUGUCGAAGUUUUGCUAAUAAACGAAGAUACCAAACAACAAAUUCCAGUACAACUUACUGAUAAUGAAGAUGGUACAUACACUGUUGACUACGAACCUCCAUCUGCUGGUAACCAUUCUAUGACCCUCCACUACAGUGGUGAAAAGGUAGCAAGUACUCCAGUGAAGUUCGCAGUUGUUCCUAACGUCGACAUAUCGAAGAUCAAAGUUGAUGGCCUUGAACCAACGGCCCCGGUGAACAGCUUACAACAGUUUAGAGUCAUCACGCAAGGUGCUGGUAAAGCGGAAUUUUCCAUAUCUAUCACUACUCCAUCAGGCAGUAAAGUGAAGGCGCAUGUAAUUCCAACACACGAGGGUUACCUGGUGAACUUUACACCUACUCAAUUAGGAGAGUACUUAUUGGGCAUUUCUUUCGGCGGAGAGCCGAUCUCGCAGAGACCUUAUAAGAUUACAUGUCUAACAGGAAGCGACCCUUUGAAGGUAAAAGCGUCUGGGCCAGGUCUCCAUAGAGGAGUUGUGAAUAAGCCAGCCGAAUUCAUGAUCGAUACACGUGGUGCCGGCCAGGGUGGUCUUGGUGUUACCGUGGAAGGCCCCUGCGAAGCUGCAAUCAAUUGUCGAGACAAUGGCGAUGGCACUUGCUCAGUUGCGUAUCUACCAACAGAAAUUGGAGAUUAUGGAAUAAAUAUAACAUUUAAUGAAUGCCAUAUACCGGGUAGUCCUUAUCAAGCUAUAAUUGUACCAGAAAUUGAUAUGCAUAAAAUAAAAGUUUCUGGUUGCGGAGUUCAAUUACAUGGUGUUUUUGCCGAUUCUCCGACUGAUUUUCUUGUCGACACUAGGGCUUUGGGGAGACCUGGUGAAACUGAUGAUGGUAAAGUAACUUGCACCAUCACAAGCCCUUCGGGAGCACAAACCAAGAAGAAGGUUACACCACAACUGGAUGGAACAUACAAAGUUAGCUACACUCCUUUCGAAGAAGGCAGACAUACUAUUGACAUCUUCUAUGACAACAUGCCAGUGCCAGGAUCACCGUUCGUAGUAAAUGUGAGACGAGGAUGUGAUGCCAAAAAGGUCAGAGCUUACGGGCCCGGAUUGAAACAAGGCUUCGUAAAUAAGGCGAACGAAUUCACCGUUGAGACAAAGGGAGCUGGUACUGGAGGUUUAGGCCUUGCCAUCGAAGGACCAUCCGAAGCAAAGAUGACAUGCAAAGAUAACCGUGACGGUUCUUGCUCCGUAAAAUACAUUCCUUCUGAGGAAGGUGAAUAUGACGUGACCAUUAAGUUUGCUGAACAGCAUAUUCCUGGAUCACCGUUUAAAGUUAUGGUCGAGAAGAGCAUCGACGCCAGUUUGGUGAAAGCCUACGGACCAGGUCUAGAACCAUCGAAAUGCCGUGCCGGUGUACCAACUGAAUUCACUAUUGACGCUUCGAAGACUCUGCGCGCUCCAUUAGCCGUUAACAUAAUCUCUGACCAAGGUCCGCUUCCUAAGAAACCAGAAGUUAUUGACAACGGAGACGGCACUUACAGAGUUAGCUACAUUCCACCAGGCGAUGGAGCUAAGCUUCAAGCCCAGAUUACUUACAACAACAAGGAUAUUCCAAACAGCCCAUUCAACAUGAAGGUUCGUCCUUACGCAGAGCCAGACAAAAUUAAAGUCAGCGCAAGCGAGAGCUUCCCUGCAUCUUUGCCAGCUACCUUUAAAAUCGAUACAAAUGAGGCUGGAUAUGGUGACUUGGAUGUUACUGUUAAAGGACCAGAUGGAAGCGUCAGACCAUUAAAAUUAACCGACAACGGUGAUGGAACAUACAACGCAACCUUCGUUCCAGACGAUUGUGGACGAUACAAGGUCGAAGUGCAAUAUGCUGGACAAGAAGUCCCUGGAACACCUUAUAUUCUUCAAGCUUACGCAACUGGAGAUGCUGAAAAAUGUAAGAUCACCGAGGGAGUGCAGAGGAAUUUGAGCAGCGGAGAGGAAUACCGUAUCACAGUAAACACGGAAAAUGCGGGUAUAGGUGCAGUUACGUGCAAAAUCCGCUCAACUUCCGGAAGUGAUUUGGACAUCAAUAUAUUCGACAAUGGUGAUGGAACCUUUACCAUCUUGUACAACGUUCAGGACGCUGGAGAAUACACAAUCAAUUUGAAAUUCGGCGGUCAGACUGUUCCCGGUGGCUUCUACACAUUCACGGCUGAAGAAACUACCAAAACUACUGAGCAGACCGACUGCAUUAAGAAAACAACCACAACAUCGUCGACUACCCAAUCUUCUACCACCAAGCAGGCAUAUCGCUCUGUCCAUUUAGACAACAUCCCAUUACCUACCACUGGAGGUUUAGUAGUUGCCGACAUCAAAAUGCCGAGCGGAAACAUUGAUAAGCCUUUGAUUGAAGACAAUCACGAUGGCACGGUGAGCAUUAAAUAUGAUCCACGCGAAGAAGGCCUCCACGAGCUUGCAGUCAAGUACAAUGGCGAGCAUGUCCAAGGAUCGCCCUUCAAGUUCCACGUUGACUCCAUCAGCUCUGGUUACGUGACCGCUUAUGGGCCAGGACUUACUCACGGCGUUACAGGAGAACCCAGCAAUUUCACCAUUUCCACCAAAGGCGCUGGUGCUGGUGGUCUGUCCAUGGCCGUCGAGGGACCUAGCAAAGCCGAGAUUUCUUGCCAUGAUAACAAGGACGGUACCGUCUCUGUUUCAUACCUCCCAACUGCUCCUGGUGAAUACAAGAUCUCUGUCCGCUUUGGCGAUAAGCACAUCAAGGGUUCACCAUUCAAUGCUAAGAUCACCGGAGAAGGAAGGAAGAGAAAUCAAAUUUCCGUCGGCUCCUGCAGCGAAGUCUCAUUGCCUGGAAAAAUCUCCGACGCUGAUAUUCGUUCUCUUAACGCUUCCAUCCAAGCACCAAGCGGCUUAGAAGAGCCUUGUUUCUUGAAGCGCUUACCGACUGGUAACAUUGGUAUCUCGUUUACACCAAGAGAAAUCGGAGAGCACGUAGUAUCUGUGAAGAAACUAGGAAAGCACAUUACUAACUCUCCAUUCAAAAUCAAUGUCUGCGAACGAGAAGUUGGCGAUGCUAAGAAGGUUGUAGUGUCCGGAGCUGCUCUCAAAGAAGGCAAGACCCACGUAGAGAAUACCUUUACCGUAGACACAAGGAACGCAGGUUUUGGAGGUUUGUCACUCUCCAUCGAAGGACCCUCCAAGGCUGAAAUUCAAUGCACCGACAAGGAAGAUGGUACAUUGAACAUCUCCUACAAACCCACCGAACCAGGUUACUACAUCGUCAAUCUUAAAUUCGCGGAUCAUCACGUAGAUGGAUCUCCAUUUACUGUUAAAGUCAGCGGCGAAGGCACCAAUCGUCAAAGAGAAAAGAUUCAAAGGCAGCGCGAAGCUGUACCAAUCACCGAAGUUGGAAGUCAAUGUAAACUCACUUUCAAGAUGCCUGGAAUCACAUCUUUGGAUUUGAGCGCUACUGUAACAUCUCCCGGAGGAGUUACUGAAGACGCUGUAAUCAACGAAGUGCAAGAUGGCUUAUAUGCCGUUCACUUUGUACCCAAGGAAUUGGGAGUCCACACCGUUUCUGUUAAAUACAAGGAAAUCCACAUCCCUGGAUCUCCAUUCCAAUUUACCGUUGGGCCAUUGAGGGAUCACGGUGCGCAUUUGGUGAAAGCUGGUGGUGCAGGUUUGGAGAGAGGAGAGCAAGGAGAGAUCAAUGAAUUCAAUGUAUGGACCCGUGAAGCUGGUACAGGUGAAUUGGCCAUCUCCGUAGAAGGACCCAGCAAGGCCGAAAUUAACUUCAGCGACCGCAAAGAUGGCUCCUGCGACGUUUCUUAUAAAGUCUCCGAGCCUGGUGAAUACCGUAUCGGCCUGAAAUUCAACGACGAACAUGUGCCUGACUCGCCAUUCAAAGUAUACAUCUCGCCAGCCGUCGGUGACGCUCACCUCCUGGAAGUUGCCCAAUUCCCAGAAGGUAGUGUACAAGCUGACAAACCAUCGCAAUUUAUCGUUCGCAAAAACGGAGCUAAGGGAGACCUCGACGCUAAGAUCAUAGGCCCAUCUGGACACGAGGAAGAUUGUUUCAUCCAAUUAAUAGAUCUUGAAGAGUAUUCCGUGCGUUUCAUGCCAAGAGAAAAUGGCAUUCAUAAGAUCCACGCGAAAUUCAACGGAGUUCAUAUCCCUGGAUCUCCAUUCAGCAUCAGGGUUGGAAAAGACACCGCCGAUCCAGCUGCUGUUCACGCCGCCGGUAACGGACUUAGAGACAUCAAAACUGGUGCGAAAACUGAUUUCAUCAUUGAUACCGUAAAUGCUGGAGCUGGAACUUUAGCUGUUACCAUCGAUGGUCCAAGCAAGGUAUCUAUGGAUUGUACCGAAGUCGAGGAGGGUUACAAGGUGCGCUACACGCCACUCGCUCCUGGCGACUACUAUGUCAGCAUUAAAUACAACAACAAUCACAUCGUUGGCUCGCCUUUCAAAGUGCACAGCGCUGGAGAAGCUGCUCACGUUGAUAUUGGUGCACAGGAAACUUCUUCGGUCGUCGUUGAAACUGUUGCUAAAGUUGGACAGGCAAUUCAACCAGGACCAAAACUACCACAAUUCAAGAGCGAUGCAUCUAAAGUCUCAUCGAAGGGUAUGGGCUUGAAGAAGGCCUACUUGGGUAAACAAAAUCAAUUUACUGUAGCCGCCAAUGAUGCUGGAUCCAACAUAUUGUUUGUGGGAGUACAUGGACCUAAGGGACCAUGCGAAGAAGUCUUCAUUAAGCACACCGGUCGCAAUCAAUACAACGUGAACUAUUUGGUCAGAGAUAGAGGAGACUAUAUUGUCAUCGUCAAAUGGGGCGAUGAUCAUAUCCCUGGAUCACCCUUCAAAGUGGAAGUUUAAAUUCUCAACUACUAUUUUUUUUAUUUUCUAGUAUUUUAAGAUUCUCACUAGCCUUUUUUUUUGUUUUCUCCUAUUUUCGGCUUCAUUAUUAUUAUUCGAUGGAAUGAUUUCCCCGCCAAAUAAAUUGUAAAUAUGAAUACCGAAAUGAUGUUUAUAAAGACAUGUUUCUGGAACUCAAAAGUACAAUGCUUAACAUGACAUGGAGAAAUCAUAUUAAUCGGAUAAUCA